CCUUAGCAACGGGGCCUAGUCGGGGCAGACGGAGCCUGAUGAUGGAGGGGAGCGAGAGUAGUGAAGCCAGUGCAAAGUGGUUGGACGCUCACUACGACCCUGUGGCUAACCUCUAUACGUUCUCCUCUUGCGUGGCUCUGGCAGACUUGCAUGGGGAUGGAGAGAACAAGCUGAUUGUCGGGGACCUUGGCACCGGUCUGUCCGCCGUGCAGCUGAAGGUGUACCGAGGCACCACCAUGCUGUCGGAGAACACUCUGAUUGACGUGCCGACCGGAGUGGUGGCCUUCCUGAUGGACACCAACGAGCCCAGGACUCCCGCCGUGGCUGUAGCCUCCGGACCCUACAUCUACAUCUACAAGAACCUCCGGCCCUACUUCAAGUUCACCCUGCCCCCUCUGGGGGUGAACCCACUCGAGCAGGAUGUGUGGCACCAGGUGAAGGAGGACAAGAUCGACCACCUGACAGUGAAGGAAAUGUUGGAGAGUUUCCGGGACCAAGGGGAUAUGCCACUGUCUGCGAGAUCGCUGAGGUACCUGAUGUUGGAGCCCCAUGAGAUGGAGGCCUUUAUCAAUGUCCACAAGAUGCAGACUAUCAAACGCCAGACGGUGAUAACCUGUAUAGCCACCCUGAACAAGAACAUGGCUGACGAGGAUGCAGUGGGCUGCCUGGUGAUUGGCACCGAGAACAUGGAGGUGUGCAUCCUGGACCCUGAAGCCUUCACCAUCCAGGCGAAGGUGAACCUCCCCAGUGUUGCUGUGUUUCUGGAUGUCACUGGCCAGUUUGAUGUCGAGUUCAGGAUCGUUGUGGCAUGUCGGAACGGAAAUGUCUACAUUGUCCGCAGAGACUCGAAACGGCCCAAGCAGUGUAUCGAGCUGAAUUCACAGCCCGCUGGUCUGGUACGUCUGAACAAGACCAUUGUGCUGGGCUGUGGGAAGGAGAUGCUGCAUGCCUACACGCAGAAGGGGAAGAAACUGUGGACGGUGCAGCUGUCAGCUCCCAUCACCACCAUGGGGCUGAUGGAUCACAAGGCGAAGGGAUUCCAGGCUCUGUUAGUGGCUCUGGCCAACUCCGAGGUUCACCUCUACAGGGAGAAGAUCCUCGUCAACGUCAUCCAGACACAGGACGUUGUUACCAGCUUGUGCUUUGGCAGGUAUGGACGUGAGGAUGGGACCCUCAUCAUGACCACAAAAGGGGGUGGGCUCAUCAUUAAGAUCCUGAAGAGAACCGCCGUGUUCGAGGACAAAGACACCAGCCCUGGGCCCCCUCUGGCGCAGAGCAUUAAGCUGAGCAUCCCAAAGAAAACCAAACUGUAUGUGGACCAGACCCUGAGGGAGAGGGAGAACGCUGUGGCUAUGCAUCGGGCCUUCCAGAUGGACCUGUACCGUCUACGUCUCAGCGCGGCUCGGGAAUACGCCAGGGCUCUCGAAGCCAGUAUGGGGCCUGUCUCCGCUGACCUGCAGGAGCCCCUGAAGAUGAAUGCUGUGGUCCAGGGGAUCGGGCCGGUGUUUAAGCUGACCCUGAACAUACAGAACACGUCGGCCACCAGACCAGCGAUCAACCUGCACCUCAGCUUCCUGUUCGAUGAGAACCUCUACUCCAUCAAGCGAGCUUUCUUUAAGGUACCGAUGCUGGUGCCCGGGCUGACAUAUCCCAUAGUCACCUUCGUGCAGAGUCUGAGUGACAGGGGAGUCUCUGACACCAUCAAGGUGUUUGUUCUGGCCAUGGGUCACUCUGCUCCCAUCCUGACUGCCCACAUCCACAUGCCGGUCAGUGAGGGCUCGGUCCUGGCAUGAGGCUCCAGCCCUUGACCCCGGUGGGUAGACCACGCCUGGCCCUGAUAGGAGUAGCUCUCGCACCCCCGUACUCUCACCCAGUGCUACCAACGGAAACGUUCCCACACUCCACCGGCCGGAGAUUUCAGCCGCCUUCAUCAUCAUCAGUCACAGGACAGAAGGAAGAUCCCACAACCCUCAUUCCGAGCCACUGUGGGAGGGUCAGCGCUGAGGGAGGGGGCACUGUUAGAGGGUCAGUGCUGAGGGAGUGGGCACUGUGGGAGGGUCAGCGCUGAGGGAGUGGGCACUGUGGGAGGGUCAGCGCUGAGGGAGUGGGCACUGUUGGAGGGUCAGUGCUGAGGGAGUGGGCACUGUUGGAGGGUCAGUGCUGAGGGACUGGGCACAGUUGGAGGGUCAGUGCUGAGGUAGGGGGCACUGUUAGAGGGUCAGUGCUGAGGGAGUGGGCACAGUCGGAGGGUCAGCGCUGAGGGAGUGGGCACUGUCGGAGGGUCAGCGCUGAGGGAGUGCAGCACUGUCAGAGGAUCAGUGUUGAGGGAGUCGGCAUUGUCAGAGGCUCUGUGCUGAGGGAGCAGGCACUGUCAGAGGGUCAGUGCUGAGGAAGUGGGCACUGUCAGAGGGUCAGUGCUGAGGAAGUGGGCACUGUCAGAGGGUCAGCGCUGAGGGAGUGGGCACUGUCAGAGGGUCAGUGCUGAGGAAGUGGGCACUGUCAGAGGGUCAGUGCUGAGGAAGUGGGCACUAUCAGAGGGUCAGUGCUGAGGAAGUGGGCACUGUCAGAGGGUCAGCGCUGAGGGAGUGGGCACUGUCAGAGGGUCAGUGCUGAGGGAGUGGGCACUGUCAGAGGGUCAGUGCUGAGGAAAUGGGCACUGUCAGAGGGUCAGCGCUGAGGGAGUGGGCACUGUCAGAGGGUCAGUGCUGAGGAAGUGGGCACUGUCAGAGGGUCAGCGCUGAGGGAGUGGGUUCUGUUGGAGGGUCAUCGCUGAGGGAGUGGGCGCUGUCGGAGGGUCAGUGCUGAGGGAGUGGGCACUGUCGGAGGUUCAGCACUGAGGGAAUGCCACACUGUCGGAGGGUCAGCGCUGAGGGAGUGGGCACUGUCGGAGGGUCAGCGCUGAGGGAGUGGACACUGUCGGAGGGUCAGUGCUGAGGGAGUGGGCACUGUCGGAGGGUCAGCGCUGAGGGAGUGGACACUGUCGGAGGGUCAGUGCUGAGGGAGUGGGCACUGUCAGAGGGUCAGUGCUGAGGAAAUGGGCACUGUCAGAGGGUCAGUGCUGAGGAAGUGGGCACUGUCAGAGGGUCAGUGCUGAGGAAAUGGGCACUGUCAGAGGGUCAGUGCUGAGGAAGUGGGCACUGUCAGAGGGUCAGUGCUGACGAAGUGGGCACUGUCAGAGGGUCAGUGCUGAGGAAGUGGGCACUGUCAGAGGGUCAGCGCUGAGGGAGUGGGUUCUGUUGGAGGGUCAUCGCUGAGGGAGUGGGCGCUGUCGGAGGGUCAGUGCUGAGGGAGUGGGCACUGUCGGAGGUUCAGCACUGAGGGAAUGCCACUCUGUCGGAGGGUCAGCGCUGAGGGAGUGGGCACUGUCGGAGGGUCAGCGCUGAGGGAGUGGACACUGUCGGAGGGUCAGUGCUGAGGGAGUGGGCACUGUCGGAGGGUCAGCGCUGAGGGAGUGGACACUGUCGGAGGGUCAGUGCUGAGGGAGUGGGCACUGUGGGAGGCUCAGCGCUGAGGGAGUGGGCACUGUGGGAGGGUCAGCGCUGAGGGAGUGGGCACUGUUGGAGGGUCAGUGCUGAGGUAGGGGGCACUGUUAGAGGGUCAGUGCUGAGGGAGUGGGCACAGUCGGAGGGUCAGCGCUGAGGGAGUGGGCACUGUCGGAGGGUCAGCACUGAGGGAGUGCAGCACUGUCAGAGGAUCAGUGCUGAGGGAGUCGGCAUUGUCAGAGGCUCUGUGCUGAGGGAGCAGGCACUGUCAGAGGGUCAGUGCUGAGGAAGUGGGCACUGUCAGAGGGUCAGUGCUGAGGAAGUGGGCACUGUCAGAGGGUCAGCGCUGAGGGAGUGGGCACUGUCAGAGGGUCAGUGCUGAGGAAGUGGGCACUGUCAGAGGGUCAGUGCUGAGGAAAUGGGCACUGUCAGAGGGUCAGCGCUGAGGGAGUGGGCACUGUCAGAGGGUCAGCGCUGAGGGAGUGGGCACUGUCAGAGGGUCAGUGCUGAGGAAGUGGGCACUGUCAGAGGGUCAGCGCUGAGGGAGUGGGUUCUGUUGGAGGGUCAUCGCUGAGGGAGUGGGCGCUGUCGGAGGGUCAGUGCUGAGGGAGUGGGCACUGUCGGAGGUUCAGCACUGAGGGAAAGCCACACUGUCGGAGGGUCAUCGCUGAGGGAGUGGGCGCUGUCGGAGGGUCAGUGCUGAGGGAGUGGGCACUGUCGGAGGUUCAGCACUGAGGGAAUGCCACACUGUCGGAGGGUCAGCGCUGAGGGAGUGGGCACUGUCGGAGGGUCAGCGCUGAGGGAGUGGACACUGUCGGAGGGUCAGUGCUGAGGGAGUGGACACUGUCGGAGGGUCAGUGCUGACUGGGAGGGUGUGUGGGAUCUUGCUCUGUGUGAAUCAGGUGCUCCUUUCCCCUGUGAGAACAGGGAGCAGACUUUAAUGAAGGAGUUGUUUAUUGCGGUGACGAUUGGAGAUGGCGAACGGUGCUGUGUGUGUUUGUGUGUACGUGUGUGUGUACGUGUGUGUCUGUGGGUGUGUGUAUAUGUGUCUGUGUGUGUGCCUGUGAGUGUGUAUAUGUGUGUGUAUGUGUGACUGUGUGUAUACAUGUGUGUGUGUGUAUGUCUGUCUUUGUGUGUGUGGUGUGUGUGUGUCUGUGUGGUGUGUGUGAGUGUGUCUGUGUGAGCAUGUGUGUCUGUGUGUGUGUGGUGUGUCUGUGUGUGUGGUGUGUCUGUGUCUGUGUGUGUGGGUGUGAGAGAGUGUGUCUGUGUGGGUGUGUGUGUAUGUCUGUGAGUGUCUGUGUGUGUGCGUGCGUGUCUGUGAGUGUCUGUGUGUGCGCGUGUGUAUCUGUGUCUGUGUUGGUGUGUCUGUGUGUGUAUAUGUGUGUCUGAGUAUAUGUGUGUCUGUUUGAGUGUGUGUAUAUGUGUGGGUGUGUGUGUGAGUGUGUGUGUGUGUGUCAGUUGCUGGAGUGAGAGCUUGCCGUGAGACUGACUCCCUCCACCCUCCUGACUGUGCGGCCCCUCCCUCAGCUCAGUGUCACGUUCCCAUCUGUAACAUAGGGAAUGCAGCGCUUGUUUACGGAAUGUGAUGGACUCGGGAAUAAACCUGAUGGAUGG
Molecule: messenger RNA, 5096 nt
Organism: Hemiscyllium ocellatum (epaulette shark)
Lineage: Eukaryota; Metazoa; Chordata; Chondrichthyes; Orectolobiformes; Hemiscylliidae
Gene: bbs1
Product: Bardet-Biedl syndrome 1
Exons: 17
Coding region: 39-1793 (584 amino acids)
Biological process (GO): non-motile cilium assembly; protein localization to cilium
Cellular component (GO): axoneme; centrosome; BBSome
Molecular function (GO): patched binding; smoothened binding
Source: RefSeq, a predicted model, not a curated record